Molecule: messenger RNA, 1203 nt
Organism: Daldinia loculata
Lineage: Eukaryota; Fungi; Ascomycota; Sordariomycetes; Xylariales; Hypoxylaceae
Exons: 3
Coding region: 314-1105 (263 amino acids)
Source: RefSeq, a predicted model, not a curated record
UAUACCAUCCUCGAGCCUUUAUCCUAUAUAUCUCUCUCUCCUCUUGGAGAUCAUUUCCUUUUACGUUUUCUUAUUCUUUAUCUCCUUAGUAUUUCUUUUAUUUCCUUGUGACUUCAUCUGUCUAUCUCAUCUAUCUCAAUCUAUCUAUCUAUUCUAUCUGGGUCGGUUUUCUUUGGGUUUCCUAUUUCUUAUUAGUCUACGCAUAUUACGACCAAGACUACUUUGAGAUUCCAAAAAAGAAACCACAUUGAUUCGACUACAAACCAAUAUUCUAUACUCUUCCUCAUAUAUCAUCGGCCUGAAAUUUAUCAAGAUGUACGCCUCAACAUUAUUAGUCUCGUUACUCGGUGCCUCGAGUGUCAUCGCCGCCCCGACAUGGCCCACAUUCAACUGGAAUGCCGCCAAGCCUGACGGGCUCGAGACCGUAUCCGAGUACUUCAACAUGUUGGCACAGAAGGUUGAGAUAGGGAAAUACAUGUCGUCAGCCCCAGUUUGUGAUAUCUCAAAGGCACAGAUGGCUACAGCCCCUGAGCCAUUGACUCCUCCGUCUCCCGGUUUAAUCCUAAAGCACGUGGCCAUCGGCCGCGGAACGCAGAACUACACCUGCGACACAACCAACGCGACCGCCGUCCCCGUCGCCGCCGGUGCCGUAGCUACACUCUUCAACGCGAGCUGCGUCGCCUCCGCGUACCCGGAUCUGCUGAAUCUCCUGCCCAAACUGGCUCUCCAGUUCAACCUCACGGCGCAGGAGGACGCGCGCAUGGGCCCCACGAACCUGAUCAUAUCCGGCAAGCACUUCUUCACCAACAACACGACGCCCUUCUUCAACCUCGACACGACUCAGAACCAGAUCGGCGAGGCGAGCUGCUCCAAGGACAGCCAGACCAACGCGCCUGCUGACGCGCCCAAGGGCCAACAAGGCGAGAAGGCCGUCCCUUGGCUCCGCCUCAAGACGCAAUCCGGCUCCACAGGCAACCUGCAGGAGGUCUACCGCAUCGAGACGGCGGGCGGCAGUGCGCCGGCCACGUGUCAGGGGCAACCGGCGGCAUUCGAGGUGCAAUAUGCGGCACAAUACUGGUUCUGGGAAGGCGAAUCUCAGGCGUGAAAAAAACGACGCUAUUGCUAAACUGAGUAAAAUUGAGAAAACAAUAAAAUUCCGAAUAAGGGGUCUGUAAUGGGAAGGGGACAGGCAUGAUAGGGGCA